Messenger RNA from Sorghum bicolor (sorghum), 1143 nucleotides. RefSeq names its product serine/arginine-rich splicing factor SC35. Gene Ontology annotation, molecular function: RNA binding. NCBI's taxonomy places the organism in Eukaryota, Viridiplantae, Streptophyta, Magnoliopsida, Poales, Poaceae. The coding region runs from base 86 to 799 and encodes 237 amino acids. The transcript is spliced from 7 exons. The record is from RefSeq and is a predicted model, not a curated record.
CGUUUACACCCGUCCCAAAACCUAACCAAAACCCCCACGCCGCAAUUAAAUUAAAAAAAAAAACACGCCGCCGCCAUCUCCGGCGAUGUCGCGCUUCGGGCGCUCCGGGCACCCGGAGAACCGCGACACUUUCUCCCUCCUCGUCCUCAACGUCUCCUUCCGCACUACGGCUGACGACCUCUUCCCGCUCUUCGACCGCUACGGCGAGGUUGUCGACAUCCACAUCCCGCGCGACCGCAGGACUGGGGAGUCGCGAGGGUUCGCGUUCGUGAGGUACAACUACGAGGAUGAGGCGCAGGAUGCCAUUGACGGGCUUGAUGGGAUGAGGUUUGGUGGGCGGGCGCUCAUGGUGCAGUUUGCCAAGUAUGGCCCCAAUGCUGAAAAGAUCCAUAGGGGUAGAAUUACAGAAGAAAAUCCAAAGCCAAGGGGUCGUUUCAGAAGCCGCAGUCCAAGACCAAGGUAUCGAGAGGAUUAUCAGGACAGAGACUAUAGAAGGCGAAGCCAGAGCAGAAGUAGGGAGCGAUAUGAACAGGACAGGUACAGAGAUGGUGAUCAUCGCCGCCAUAGGACUCGCAGUAUUAGUCCUGAUUAUGACAGGAAACAUAACAGACACAGCAGUGGCUCUCCUGUACGUAAAAGCCCCAGUCAUAGCAGAAGCCGUUCACCUCAUAGGGCACCUCAUGAAGGAACACCUAGCAAGCCCAGAGAUGGCAGAAGCCGUUCACCUCGUAGGGCACCUCAUGAAGGAACACCUAGCAAGCCCAGAGAUGGCCGUGCUGCAUGUUCUGGAAGCCCUUGAGCCUAAGCUGAAUAUCACACAGCGUCUCACGGACAGCUUGAGGAAUCUAGACAGUUCUCGUAAUUAGUAUUUUCUUACUUUUAACUGGUAUAUGCUACUAAGAUGGCCUUUGUUUCAGUCUAGGUGGAGUAGACUGAGCUUUGGCAAAAACAACACUUUUGGCUUGGUUACUGAAUCUACAUGGUGCCAAUGCCAAUGAUGGAAUAUUGCUUGCCCCUGCAUUCAACUUCCAGUACUGUUUUUUGUUAACAUGGAAGCCUCAUUUUGGGAACUAUAUACACAUUGGAUAUUGUCGUUUCUUACUAUAGGUGGUGAAUUGUACAUUUCUAGUUAUAUGAUGUGAA